Molecule: messenger RNA, 5934 nt
Organism: Pseudozyma hubeiensis SY62
Lineage: Eukaryota; Fungi; Basidiomycota; Ustilaginomycetes; Ustilaginales; Ustilaginaceae
Product: polyketide synthase
Exons: 2
Coding region: 1-5934 (1977 amino acids)
Biological process (GO): secondary metabolite biosynthetic process; fatty acid biosynthetic process
Molecular function (GO): fatty acid synthase activity
Source: RefSeq, a predicted model, not a curated record
AUGAAGGCCCACGGACACAAGGUCGUGUUUCUUCAUGCUUCCCAUCGUCACAUUCUCCUUCCAUCCACGUUCAAACUGUUGCACGUUGCGUCACGCUACGAUGUCGUACUCAAAGCAUUCAUCGACACAGCUUAUCGUGCGUUGCGAACAGAGGCAGACGUAGCUUCGCAUACGAUCUCGGACGGUCACUUCAGGCGCUUUGCCCUCCCUGACACAUUCGAGCGGCUUGCAGAAGAAGCAUCUGUCCAAGAUCUGCGGUCACUUCCGCUCACGUUGACCACCUUGGCGCAAGUCGCAGUGGUGCUUGCAUCGAAACUUGAAUUCAGAGAGGCUUUGCAAGGCGAUAUUGCUGCAAUGUGGGAUCCUGAGUCACACUUGUCCAUCGCUGUCCUUCGGUCGGUCGACGUCUCUUGCCGCCUGGAGUUGAUGGCCACGGCCAUCGGCGCAAUCAAGCUUGCUUACUGGCUCGACCUCUACAUACAGAAAUCUCAAUUGACAGGCAAUCGUGAUGCCCGGAAGAGGGUCAGCAUCCACGCCAGCCAAGAGCACAUUACUGCUAUCACAGCGAAGUGCUCUGCGAACGGCAUACAAGUCGAGGAGACUGUCAGCGGAAUAGUGAUCGCGAUUGAUAAAAUCACACAUCUGGAGACUGUGCUCUACGACGACGACGACGACGACGCACAGCGACAUCGAAACAACAUCGCGACUGAAAUGUCUUUGAUUCCCGCAUUGACAUCGGGCGACUGUUUACUGCUUUGGAAAAAUCUGCAGUCAAGUUUGCUCGAACGAAACAUCAAAGUGUCGCUGAAGUACGAUCAAGGUCCUUCCCAGCAGCCAGGUGCCAGAGAUGAGCUAGUUGUUGAUAUCGCACAGCUCUUCUCGACCUUGGAUUUCGGACGGUCACAACAGCAAUUAAAGAACGCAUCGGAUCUGGCUCAAGAGCAACUCGCCGCAUCGCGUGUACACACACCUCGAAUCGAGCUCGCGCUCUUGGGUGGAACGAUGAGGGACGAACACGCCCGUUCUGCAGCAGAAAAGUUUUCAUCGCACAUGAUCGCGUACGUUCCCCUCAAGCUACUCGAUCGCCUGUACCCAAAAGACUCUCAUCGCUAUGGAGACGAACCGGUGCCCUCUUCAAAGGUUCGAGGUACUCCUUGUCAACAAAUCGCCAUCAUCGGAUUGUCGUGCAAAGUACCAGGUGCGAACGACGCUGAUGAGCUCUGGCAAUUGCUCAAAGAGGGCAAGAGCAUGUGCGAAGAGAUCCCUGAAAAUCUGUAUCGCUACCAAGAUUAUCAUUCCGCGUCGUAUAGGGAGCGCAAUGUGAUGCGAGUCAAGACGGGCAAUUUUAUGGCCAGCCCAGGCUCGGUUGACAAGAGCAUCUUGGAGGAAAUUGCGAACAGCGGCGACUGCGCAAAGAUCGACCCUCAGCAGAGGGUGGCCAUCCUCACCGCUUACGAGGCUCUGCAGAAGGCAGGAUACGGCUUCUCACCCUAUCGACGUCCCGAUAAACCCGAGCAGUGGAGCACGCAUCUCGCCUACUGCAGCGACGACUAUCGCGAGCACCUCAGUCAGAACAUCGAGGGUGACUUUGUUGCUAACACUCAUCGUGCGCAUCUUGUCGCCAGGCUCAACGAAACGUUUGGCUUCCGCGGUGAGGCCUGCACAUACGACACUGCGUGCAGCUCGGCUCUGGUCGCGGUCGAGGCCGCUUGUAACAGCUUGCUGUCCGGAGAAACGUCCGCCGCGCUCACAGGAGGCGUUAACAUCCUGACGCAGCCGCAGAUCACCAUCGGACUGGACAGAGGUUUCUUCCUCUCGCCGUCGUCCCAGUGCAUGACGCUGGACGACGCAGGUGCCGGCUACUCACGCGCCGACGCAGUGUCCAUCAUGCUGCUAAAACGACUUCCGGACGCGGUACGCGACGGCGAUCCGAUCUUGGCCCUGAUCUCAUCGGCUGCAACCAAUCAUUCUGGCGAAUCUUUCUCCAUCACACAUCCCCAUGGCCCGACGCAGAAGAGGCUCUACCAAGCAGGUAUGAUAGCCAGCAAGACGUUGCCCCACGACUACAGCUACAUCGAAAUGCACGGCACCGGUACGCAAAGCGGCGACUUCGAGGAGGUCUCUGGCAUCGUCCAGACCUUCGGCCAGGGCAAGAGGGGUGAAGCAACGCCGCUCGUACUUGGCUCGGUCAAAGCUAACAUUGGGCAUUCGGAAGCAGCUUCAGGCGCCAGCAGCAUGAUCAAGACUGUCAAAAUCUACGAGCAUGGUGAAGUUCCCCGGCAUAUCGGUAUCCGCACCAAACUCAACACGAAGCUUCCACCCCUUGACGGUCUGCAUGUCCCUUUGCAAGAGACAAAGCUGGACAGGGCCGAUACGGCAUUCACGCUCGUCGACAACUUUUCGGCAGCUGGCGGCAACUCGUCCAUCGUCAUGGAUCGAGGCACCGCGUAUCGGGACAGGCUGCUGAAGAUGAGUGAAGAUGCUCUCGACGUGGCUGCCCAUUCUGCACAUGGGUCCGACGACAGACACCAUCUGCUUUUCGUCACGGCCGCCACUUCGUUCUCUUUGGACGCAAAACGGCGCAGGUUAAUGGCGUUCCUGGACUCAAACAAGGACAUGAGCUUGACAGAGUUCUGCAGCACAGUUUCGCUGGGCGAUCCCAUGCUUCCCCACCGCCUCAUUGCCACGCCUGCCAGCAUAGCUGAGGCGAAGACGUGUCUCUGCAGCCAAGAAUCCGUUUUGAUCAACACCGGCCCCUUAGAUCGCACAAGACAAAGCAUCGGCAUCGUAUUCAGUGGUCAAGGGGCCCAAUACCUCGAUAUGGCAAGGGAACUCUACGGACAAAGUCCUGCCUUCCGCCGACACGUUGACAACUGCAACACCAUUGCUCUGAGUCUGCAGCUUCCCAGCCUGGUCGAAGUCAUCCACCCGCUUCGCGCCACUCUCGACGCCUCGCAGACUGAUUCGAGAUCCGAGCGCAAGGCUGAUACCUUCAACGCGGUGCAGUAUCAGCUCGCGCUGAUCGCUGUUGAAGUCGGCUUGGCAUCGAUGCUGCUGGACUGGGGCUUGACGCCUUCCUGCGCUGCCGGUCAUUCCCUCGGAGAGUAUGCAGCGCUCUGGCUUGCUGGUGUCCUAUCUUUGCGAAGCCUCGUCGAGCUCGUUGGCCAUCGUGCUAUGCUCAUGAUUGAGCUGUGUGCGCCGAACGCCUCGACGAUGCUCGCUAUUCGUGAGGGUGACGGAAAAGUUGAGCAGCUGCUGGAAGCAUGUGGUAACGAACAGCUCGAGAUCGCCUGCCUCAACAGUCCCAACGACACUGUGGUCGCCGGACCGAACGAAGAGAUCGAAAAGCUGCGUAAUUUCUGCGAGCAAAGCGAUCCCAAGAUCAAGGCGAUGGCCAUUCCGGUGCCGUAUGCAUUUCACUCGAAGGCUGUAGAGCCUCUCAUGGAUGAGUAUCGCAAGGUGGUCGCAAAACACCCUUUUUCCAAGCCGAUGAUCCCAUUGGCCUCUAACCUCUUCGGCAAAGUGAUGACACCCGACGGCAACCAAAUCGACGGAUCGUACCUCGUCUCACACCUUCGCAGACAGGUACUGUUCUCAGAUUCGAUCAGCGACACGCAGAAGCAGCUCGUCGUAGACGUCUGGGUAGAGAUCGGACCUCAUCCGACUUGCACACCGAUGUUGAAAGGCUGCUACGCCGGUUCCACGCCCAUGCCAGAAUUUCUGUCUUCUUUCCGAAAGGGCAGCUCCUCUUGGACUGCGACGCUGAGCCUGGCCAAGGAGCUCGCGUCCCGUGGCAUUGAUUUGCGCUGGGACAACGUCUUUGCCGAUCUUGGUCUCCGAACCCGCCACCAUGGGCUGGCAGAAGAGCUACCGCUGUAUCCCUUCGAUCUGGACGAAUGUUGGGUGCCGUUCAAAGAUCGCGGCCUUCGAGAUCAUCUCGUUGCAGCAUCCCGCCAAUCUGAUCCUUGGGAAGGUGGGCGAAACUCGAGCGAAGCUACUCACGUCGCAUCAAUGAGACGACCGAAGCCACUUCACUCUUUAAUUUGGCAAAGUGUCAAGCUCGAAGGCACGCCACCUUCAGCGAUGUUCUUAGCACGCGUCAGUCAGCGAUCGUUCCGCGACUUUAUUCGUGGUCAUGUCAUCCUCGGCGUUCCCCUGGCGCCGGCUACGGUCUUUGUUGAGCUUGCGCAAGAAGCUGGAAUGUAUUGGUGGCAGAUGGACCCUUGCAAGCAGAGACCGUCCUCACAAUCAUCGGAGGAUGUGGUCAUUGAGGUGCUGGGACUUUCAAUGGUGGCUUCGCUUUACCUGAACGAGAAUGACUCCAGGCAAAGCAUCGAGAUCACAAUGCAGGGCAAUCCGACGUCAAACGAUGGCUCGAUCGUGCAAUUCUUUUCUCACAGUGAGCACCAGCUUCAACAGCACCAAUACGGUUCCUGCCGCAUUCGGAUCAUCUCAAAGGAGCAGGUUGCUCGCGAGUGGGCCAGACUUCGACACCUCAUCCUCCGAACGGUGUCGACGAUCAAGUCGCAGCCUGCCUGCAUGAUCAAGACCGAGACAAUCUACAAAAGCUUCGAGGCCAUCGUGCUUUACCUGGGCGGCUUCCGCGGCAUGAACACCAUCUGGAUGACUGAGCAUGGCGACGAAGCUGUGUCCGAGGUCAGUCAUCAUGCCGAUGCCGUCGACGGCCGCUUCCUAUGCAGUCCGAUGCUGCUGGACAGUCUCGGAGGUCUCACUGGCUUCAUCAGCAACGUCAGCUUUGCUGAAGGCCCCUUUGUCUACAUGGCUGAAGCUAUUGGCAGGAUCGUGAUCAUGCCUGCUGUCGGCAAAAUCGAGCCAGGAAGCAGAACAAAAUUGCAGGUAUACGCAAGGAUGGAGCAAGACAAAGAGCUGUCGAAGGGGUCCGCCUACUUUUUCUUGCCAGACGGAGAGCUGAUGGGGUCCAUGGAGAACAUCGCCUUCAAACGGAUCCGCAGGGACAUGCUGAGCAGGCUGGUGCAGCUUUCCUCAAGAAGCUUUGCCGGCGAGGCGGCUAAGGCCGCAGAAAGCAGCGCCCGUCAUGAGACGCUCAACGUCUCUCAUACUGCUGUCAGGCCGCAAGACAGCUGUGGCACAGCGUCGAAGACGACAACUGAGAUUCCUCCUAGAACGAUCCCGACAACGUUCCUACCAGCUCCUGGCGACCAGAAAGCCAAGUCGCCGAUGGACGAGCUCACGAAUCCGGACAGGCGCUACACAUUGUCCGCCCCGGUCCACAUCGGUGGACCAAGAUCCAAGCGCUUCGACGGACAGAACAUCCUCUUCGUCUUUCCGGACGGUAGCGGCACGGCUCAGUCGCUGCCCAAGCUCGAGUCCGUCGACUCGCUUUCGAUUUACGGCUUUGACUCACCCUACCUGGGCCACACUGAAGCAUGGAGUCGCGGCAUAGCGGAGCUGAUCGAUCGUUUCGUCGAGCUGCUUCGCAGUGUCCAGCCGCAAGGACCGUACAAGCUCGCCGGAUGGAGCAUCGGCGGCAUCUUCGCGCUUGAGGUGGCCCGACGGCUCCUCUCGGCUGGUCAGGAAAUCGCAUUCGUGGGGUUCAUCGACACGCCGAGUCCAAAGCAAAUUCAGCCGCUGCCUGCCGACACGCUUGACGAGAUGCUCAAACCGAUCACGUCCAACACAGUUCGGGAGCACUUUAGGUCGUGCGCCCUGAGCCUGCCGGAUUACCGCUGCCUGGGCUUGCAGCCGUCGGAACGGCUGCCCGGAAAGGUCGUGAUCGUCAACGCCAGGGCAGAGUCCAGGUUGAAAGGCGUCAUUGCUACCGAGGGCGACUGGAGAGCAUUCUGGUUGAGAUCCAACAACGUCUCUUUCCACGAAGUCGAUGGCGACCACUGGAGUUGCCUGAGACCUGCUCUCGAACUCAUCGUACGCAGCGCCCAGGAGCAAAAGAGUUGA